AGGGCUGUGCAGCAUGGCACACCACACAGCCAGCGUCCUGAGGGGCCUGCUCUUGUCCAGCCUUCUGCACCUCACACUGAGCCAGGCUGGAGUUUUCCUGGACAAGGGGCAGGCUCUGUCCGUGCUCAAGCGCCCGCGCCGAGCCAACAAGGGCUUCCUGGAGGAGAUGCUCAAGGGGAACCUGGAGCGGGAGUGCCUGGAGGAGAGCUGCAGCUACGAGGAGGCGUUCGAGGCCCUGGAGUCCACGGUUCAGACGGAGAUAUUUUGGUCAAACUACCAAGUAUGUCAGGGCCCGGGACGGUCCAGGGCAGUUCUGGAUGCUUGUCUAGAAGGUAACUGCUCUCUUGGGGUGGGCCACAACUACAAGGGGACCAUCAGCUACACCAAGUCAGGGAUUGAAUGUCAAGUGUGGACAAGCAAAUAUCCACAUAUACCAAAAUUUAAUGCCACCAUUUAUCCCAACCUCAUUGAGAACUACUGCAGGAACCCAGACAACCACUCAGAAGGGCCAUGGUGCUACACCCGCGACCCAACAGUGGAACGGGAGCCGUGUUCCAUCCCGGUGUGUGGUGAAGAAAGGAUGACAGUUGAAUAUACCCCACGGGUCUCACCGCCAGCUCCACUGGAGCCCUGCAAAGAAGGGAAAGGGAUGGAUUACACUGGGACCCUCUCAGUCACUGUGUCUGGAGCUAAGUGCCUGCCAUGGAACUCUGAGAAAGCCAAAGAGGUGCUCCAAGGAAAACACAUCGACCCAGAUGUGAAGCUGCUGGAGAAUUACUGCCGGAACCCAGAUGGAGAUGAUGAGGGUGUCUGGUGUGUCACAGAUGAACCACCCAACUUUGAAUACUGUGACCUGCACUACUGCGACAGCUCGCUGGAGGAUGAGUAUGAACAGUCAGAGAGCAUCUCCGGCCGUACCACCCUUCCUCAAGAGUUCAAAACCUUCUUUGAUGACAAAACGUUCGGUUCAGGAGAAGCAGACUGUGGCACUCGUCCUUUAUUUGAGAAGAAAAAGGUAACAGACAAAAGUGAGAAGGAGCUGCUGGACUCUUACAUUGGAGGCAGAGUUGUCCAUGGGGACGAUGCAGAAGUUGGCAGCUCACCUUGGCAGGUGAUGCUCUACAAAAAGAGUCCUCAAGAGCUGCUGUGUGGUGCCAGCCUCAUCAGCGACAGCUGGAUUUUGACUGCUGCUCAUUGUCUGUACUAUCCCCCCUGGGACAAGAACCUGACCACAAAUGACAUCUUGGUGCGGAUUGGCAAGCACGUAAGAGCAAAGUAUGAAAAGAAUAUAGAGAAGAUUGCUCUGUUGGAUAAGAUCAUCAUCCAUCCCAAGUACAACUGGAAAGAGAACAUGGACCGAGACAUUGCACUUAUGCACUUGAAGAGACCCAUUAUCUUCAGUGACUACAUCCAUCCUGUCUGCCUGCCUUCCAAAGAGGUUGUGCAGAGGCUGAUGCUGGCAGGUUACAAAGGGCGAGUAACUGGCUGGGGAAACUUGAAAGAAACAUGGGUCACCAGCCCCAGCACCCUGCCCACAGUUCUGCAGCAGCUCAACCUGCCCAUCGUGGCCCAGGAAAUCUGCAAGGCAUCCACCAAAGUUAAAGUCACUGACAACAUGUUCUGUGCAGGUUACAGUCCUGAAGACACAAAGAGAGGAGAUGCCUGUGAAGGGGACAGUGGGGGACCUUUUGUAAUGAAGAACCCAGAUGACAACCGUUGGUACCAAGUGGGAAUAGUUUCAUGGGGAGAAGGCUGUGACAGAGACGGCAAAUAUGGAUUUUAUACCCAUGUAUUCCGCCUGAAGAAGUGGAUGCGAAAAGCCAUUGAAAAACAUGGGGGAUGA
Messenger RNA from Melopsittacus undulatus (budgerigar), 1843 nucleotides. RefSeq names its product coagulation factor II, thrombin (gene F2). The coding region runs from base 14 to 1843 and encodes 609 amino acids. Gene Ontology annotation, biological process: platelet activation; positive regulation of blood coagulation; proteolysis. Gene Ontology annotation, molecular function: calcium ion binding; serine-type endopeptidase activity. The transcript has 14 exons. Gene Ontology annotation, cellular component: extracellular region. The record is from RefSeq and is a predicted model, not a curated record. NCBI's taxonomy places the organism in Eukaryota, Metazoa, Chordata, Aves, Psittaciformes, Psittaculidae.